This is a messenger RNA of Chironomus riparius, 1713 nucleotides long. Lineage: Eukaryota; Metazoa; Arthropoda; Insecta; Diptera; Chironomidae. The record is from the annotation of a GenBank genome assembly.
CUUAGUUCAUGCUUGUUUUAUAUCCACUUGCUGUUCAGUAACAACUAAAACUUUGUUGCGGUAAGACAAGCUCAUUAUGGAACUCCAAAUACUUCAAAAAGAGUAUCGGAAUCAAUACCUGGCAACUUUUAUUGUUCAGUUAACAGCCUUCAUAUUUGGCAUAGCCGUUGGUUUCACCGGCCCAAACAUCCAACUAUUCAUAUCCGAUGAGACUCCAUUAAAGGAUGGAAAGCUAACUCCCGAACAGAUAUCAUGGAUUACUUCCUUAUCUCCAUUCGGUGCAAUUGCAUUUGUUUUCGUUUACGGAUGGAUUUCAGAACGAUUUGGACGUAAAGCUGCAGUUUUAUUUAUUGGAAUUCCCCAAACGUUGAGCUGGAUAUUAAUGGCACUUGCUGAUAAUGUCACAAUAAUCUACAUUUCACGCUUACUCUGUGGUAUUGCUGGUGCUGGAUGUUUUUAUGUUGCGCCUGUUUAUGUCGCGGAAAUAUCAGACAAACAGAUUCGCGGAACUUUAUGUUCAUUAUUCUCAAUCAUUUGUAGCAUUGGAGUGUUUCUAGAAUUUUUCAUAGCUGAAUAUAUGGACUUUAGACAUGCCGCAAUCUUUGUUGUCAUAGUCUCAAUAAUCUUUGUUGUAGGAUUUUGGUUUAUGCCUGAAUCACCGCUUUAUUUGAUCUCAAAGAGAAGAUUUGAGGAAGCAGAAAAUGCUUUUAAAUUCCUCAGAGGACAACAGCCAUCAGAAGAGCUUUCAGAUGCUCAUUUGGAAGAUUUCAAUUUAUUGAAACAAAUUGCUGAAGGCUCAGAAAAGUCGGAAUCACAAUGGAAGGUCUUUAAACAGCACAUUUCACAGCCAGGCACAAUCAAAGGAAUUUUUAUUGCAAUUGUCGUUGCCCAAUUUCCAAUCAUGUCAGGCUCAUAUGUGCUGGUUGCCUACAAUCAAGGCAUCUUUAAAGCAGCAAAUGUUUCAUUUUUAAGUGUGUUCUGGUCGUCACUUGCCUUUGCAUUUAUUCAAAUUGUUGCUGGCAUCUGUACAGCCAAGUAUGUUGAUAAAAUUGGUCGACGAAUAAUUUUGAUAAGUUCAUCGUUUGCAACAGCGUUAUGCUUGGCUAUUUUUGGUGUCUACAUGUUGCUUAGCACGAGAACGUCUAUGGAUUUAACAAGUGUGUCUUGGAUUGCUCUUGUGAGCUUGUUGGUUCAAAUUUUUGUUUGCUGUAUUGGAAUGGUUCCAGUACCCAAUUUUUAUUUGACUGAAAUUUUGGAUCAAAAGGUUCGAGGACCAAUCGUCUCAAUAUGUUCUUGGUGGUUGUGGAUCGCUGGCUUCUUAGUCAUAAAACUGUAUCCAUCAUUUGAGGAAUCUCUUGGAAUCGACACAAUCAUGAUAUUCUUUGCUAUAGCUUCAUGUCUUUGUGGAAUAUUCACAAUGGUUUAUUUGCCUGAGACAAAAGGACGAGAUAUUGAGGAAAUUGCGAGAUCUUUUGGACGGACACAGGAGACUAAGAAUAUUGUGAAAUGUAAUGACGACAAGCUGCUAUCUGGUCAGAAUGAGUUGAUAUAAAUAAUUUUUAAUUGAGGUUUUAUACAAUAAAGUGUAAGUUUUAUGAUUUAAUCGAAUCUAGGAGCUUUAGUGCUUUAGAUGAGCGGAAGCAUGAUUUAGGAAUUUGACAGAGGUGCAUGAACUAGCCGAGAUAAUUGAAGGAAUCAGAUUAAAUCUUAAAA